This is a messenger RNA of Batrachochytrium dendrobatidis JAM81, 513 nucleotides long. Its product is annotated as riboflavin kinase. The transcript has 4 exons. Bases 1 to 513 code for a protein of 170 amino acids. The record is from RefSeq and is a predicted model, not a curated record. Lineage: Eukaryota; Fungi; Chytridiomycota; Chytridiomycetes; Rhizophydiales. Gene Ontology annotation, cellular component: mitochondrion. Gene Ontology annotation, molecular function: riboflavin kinase activity. Gene Ontology annotation, biological process: FMN biosynthetic process; riboflavin biosynthetic process.
AUGAUCAGACCAGAUGUUGUUGGGCCAGAACAACCCCAAUCGCCUUAUCCAGUACAGUUGAGUGGCAUAGUUAGCAAGGGAUUUGGUCGUGGUGGAAAACAGCUUGGCAUUCCAACUGCAAACUUGCCAGAGAAUGUUGCACAAACUGCUGGAGAGCUUCUCGAAACUGGAAUCUACUAUGGAUGGGCCUGUGUGGGUCAUGAUGCAUCGUCUGCUGUAUUGCCUAUGGUCAUGAGUUUUGGAUGGAAUCCAUUUUACAAGAACGAGAAGCGAUCUGCAGAGGUGCAUAUCAUACAUGAAUUCCCCAAAGACUUUUAUGGAGCAGAUUUACGAGUGAUUGUUGCUGGCUACAUUCGGCCAGAACAAAACUAUACAUCUCUAGGCAAUGAUGUGUGUAAACUAGAUGCGUUGAUUCAAGAUAUUAAUACAGAUAUUAAAGUUGCCAUCCAAUCAUUACAACGACCAGCUUAUUUGGCACUUCAAUCACACCCGUUGUUUACUGAUUCAACGUGA